Molecule: messenger RNA, 477 nt
Organism: Gryllus bimaculatus (two-spotted cricket)
Lineage: Eukaryota; Metazoa; Arthropoda; Insecta; Orthoptera; Gryllidae
Source: the annotation of a GenBank genome assembly
AUGCGCGGGUUUCGUACUUGUUGCUCGGCGCUGCCCAGCGAGUCGGAUGCGAAGAGAUCGAUUCGCGCGUCCGCACGCGAACCUCCUCGGGGCUCGGGCGCCGCGCCCGCGCACCGGUCACGCCAGGUUGCAGCACUGCGGCGCACCCGACCCUCGACCUUUGACCGGCGGCGGACGCGCGGCGCCCGCCUGCUGGAUGGCCCGUGCACUGCUCGAGCAGCGUUUAUGGGGGCUGUGAAUUUGGGGAAUUAUGAUUGUUAUCCGAUUGUAGGGAAAAGUAGAGCUACAAUUAGAUUAGUUUAUGGUAUUACUGCAAAUGUGCCGUUUCUUCUGCCGCAGGAGCUGCAGGUGAUCCACUACGGGCUGCAGGGGCUGGAGGCGCUGGCCUGCUACCGGGACUCGCUGCUGCGCGCGCUCUGCCGCACCGUGCGCUACGAGCGCCACGACGCCAACGACGUCCUCUACUAUGUGUUAUAA